GAGCUAACUGAAUCCACAGUUGACAAACUUCCAGUCAUUUGCAGUUGUGAAGUGAUUCCGUUCAGAGCAAAUAUGCUCUCGUCUCUUUAAAUACCAUUUUUUUACAUUUCUUUGUCCAACCAAAUCGUUUUUUGGCCGAUAAAAUCUUCAAAAAUGUUACUUCGAUUAAUCACAAAACUUUCGUCAUUAGAUUUAAUCAAACAAUCCCUUUGGAAUGUAGUGCUUUAUUUCAUUUACUUUUCCACCUUAUUGCUUUGGAUGCGAUUGAUCGGGGUGAAUGCGCAAGGAAAUCGCGGUGUGAUAAUCAAUAAUCAAAAAAUUGACGAUUCAAGUGGCACUCAUAAUGUGAAAUCGCAACCAAUUUACUCAUCGCUAGCGACGAAACUCAUGUCAUCAUCUACCUCCCAGGCACUGAUCCGAACGACGACAACAAAACGACCCUCAACACCUGGAAAUUUACUCGUGACAAUCAAAGAUUUUCAACCACAAAGCUACAAAAACUUCAAUUAUCACGUACAUUCAACGCGCGUGCCAGUGUUCAAUCCACAAACCGUAAAACAAUCGAAGCGGCCGCAGCGAAUAAACAGUUUUCUUGGCAUUGAAAAUAUUUUGCAACAAAAAAACAGCGAUAGACAUAAGAUUGAUCAAAUCAUACACAAACUGAAUCGAACUGGCUCAUUGUCGAGGGUCAAUGUGUUCAAUACAUCACGAAGUGAUGUGCGAAAAUCCACUCAUUCUCUCGGAGCCAUAGAGCCUCGGAUAAGAUAUCCGGAUAUUGAACAUGGGGUAAAUGAUCAUCAAAAAGACUCGAAAGAAAUGAAAGUGCAAUUUGUGCUUGAUUGCGGUUUGAAAGAUAUGGCUUCGACGUUAAAACUGCCAACAUCACAAUACCCAUCAUCAUUGAAGAAACUUCAAUAUCCAAACUAUCUGAAUGCAGCGUUCAAUCAACAAACGGUUACGACAAAAGCUCCGACACGACUCACAUACGUGAAAAACGGUAUAGUUUAUUAUGUCCCCACUAAAAAAUCGGUGAAAGUUACAACAACGUCGAAGCCACGCAUCGUUUACGUUGAUCCGCCACUUGUUGGUGAAAUUUCCAAUACACUUGAAAAUGUGUACAAUUACUUUGAAGAUGCAAUGACAACAAAAGUAAGGGCGAAAUCACGACAGACUGUGAAGAAACGCCCCAUCAAACGAAGCACCCUUCGCUAUUCCAUCAAAGCACCAACCAAACCACCAAAUUAUCGAUAUAAGCAAAGUUUUAACAAUGGACAAAAAUUAUCCACUAACAUUCAUGUGACAAGUGAAUACAUUGGCCAAAAAGAUCCGAUAACUGAACCACCCAAACAACAAAGCAAUAAAGGAGAUAGUGAAGCAUUGGACAGCGAAGAUUAUGGAAGUUCUGAAAGCGAUGAUUAUGAUGAUGACGAUGACGAUGAUCGAGACGACGAAGACGAUGAUGAUGACGAUUAUUAUAACUUCGCUUUAGGCUCUUUAGGCAGCGCCGGGGCAGAUGAUGAUUACGACGACGAUGACGAUGACGAGAGUGAUGAAGAUGUUUAUGUCAAGCCGCCUCCGAAUAAACUCAAUUACCGAUCGAAUAAAAAGCAAAAAAAUACAAAACGACGAAAGGCUAAUUCCGACUCUGAGUCAGACGAAGACAGUUCAAGUGGCUUAACAAUGUCAAACAUGGGAAAUUAUUUCCAAAAAACCUACGAUACAAUAACCGAUUAUGUGCCUGGCUUUUCAUUAUUCGGACCAUCCGAUGAUGAUGACGAUGACGAAGACGAAGAAGACGAUGCGUCGAAAAAAAGGGAACCGAAGUUGAAACAUCCACUCUAUUCCAAAUAUCCGAACAAAGUUCACGUUCAAGAAAAAAAUAAUAAUCGCUGGUUCGAUAAGUUUUUCUACGGCUCGGACGAUGGCGAAGACACAACAACAUCAGCCACAGAUACAAUACCAAAAGUUAAAGUGACCACGGAGUCAGGAUUUUUUAGUUGGCUGGGCGGCAGCGCAGAAGUGACCACAGAAACUGCUACCGUCCAACCAACGCAAGCCGAACAAGGUUGGCUUUUGAAUCUAUUUUCAAAAGGUGAAUCAGCGACCACGACCACAGCCAAAGCAGAAACGGUUGAAGCGACAACGGAGAAAACGUCGAGCACGUUGGACGCUAAGAAAUGGUUUGAAAUGCUAACGGCGCAUAUGGCUACGAUGCAGUCACCGACAGUGUCUACUAUGAAUCGUACCAGUGCAUUGAAGCGUGUGAAGUAUGAUGACUAUCAAAUUUGGCGUAUCGUUCCUUCGACGCACGCUCAAUUGGAGUUUUUACGCGAAUACAAAGAAUCCGACGAAAGCCAAAACGUGUUAUGGUUGAAAGGGCCCGCAAUGAGAGGCCCAAAUGAUAUUCUCGUUCCACCCGAAAUGAAUAAAGACGUACAGGAAAUACUUGAAUACGAAUCGAUUCCAUUUGAAGUGGUCGUUUGGGAUUUGGAAAAAGCAAUCAAAUACGAGAAUCCAAUCAUGUCACGACGGCAGAAAAUCGAAUUGGAAAAAGAACAAGGGCAUCCGAUGACUUGGUAUCGCUAUCACAAUUUCGAAGACAUUGCCAUUUAUUUGGAUUAUUUGCAAUUGACAUACCCAGAUCUGGUUGAAUUGAUUCAUAUCGGACGAUCGUUUGAAGGUAGACCACUCAUGGUGGCGAAGAUUUCAUUUGAUCCCACCGAGUCGGAGAUGAUUGCAAAGAAUUCGAAAAAGAACAAACCAACGUUAAAAUCACGACGAAAGAAGAAAGUGAUGCGACCAGGAGUUUUCAUUGAAGCUGGAGUGCAUGGUCGUGAAUGGAUUACACCGGCAGUUGCAACAUGGAUCAUAAGGGAGUUGGUUAAAUUCAAUAAUACUGAAGAUGGCAACACGGAAAAGGAAAUUCUUCGUUCGGUAGACUGGUAUAUAAUGCCUGUAUCAAAUCCAGAUGGGUAUGAGUAUAGUUUAAACUACGAUCGUAUGUGGCAAAAAACACGUUCAAAACUCCCUGAAGCUGGAUCUGUGCUAAAUUUAGCAUUGAAAUGGUUAAAACGUGAUUCAACCGCUACGGCGCCCGAUUGCUAUGGCACUGAUCCAGAGAGAAAUUAUAAUAUCGAUUGGCAAAAGUAUGGAAGCUAUUCGGCUUGCAGCGAAUUUUAUGAGGGGCCAAAACCACUGUCUGAACCGGAAACAAAAGCACUUGCAUCAUUUUUAGAGGAAAACAAAAAAGAGAUCAAUCUAUUUGUGUCAUUGCAUUCGUACGGUCAAUACAUAACGUAUCCAUCAGCGUCAAAUUCGACGUUUGAUGCAUCGCAGCGGUCAAACGAUUUGCGAGAUAUGGCUGAGGUGGCAGUGAAUUCGUUGCGUGAUUUUGCAUCAUCGGGACGAUACACAGUGGACAACACCAACGAAAUGAGCAGCUUGAAGUCUGGCUCGUCCGCCGACUAUGCGAUGCACAAAAUAGGAAUAAAAUACAGCUAUACAAUUGAACUACGAGAUACUGGGACACAAGGUUUCUUACUAUCGCCAUCAUACAUAGACACUACCGGUCUUGAGACAUACGAAAUGAUCAAAGCAAUGGUGGAUUAUCUUUAAGUUAAACCAAUCAUUUUAUUUAUUCUUAAUUUUUGAUUUUGUGGCAUUUAUUAGUCCUUAGAUAUACUAUGCUCAUUAUGUGAAAGCAACUAAAUUUUUUUUAUAAAAUAAUUACAUCUAAAAAAAAACUCGUGGAAAAUAGAUUUAAGACAAAAUGAGAUUUGUUCUUUGUACUCUUGUUCAAAUAAACAUUAUUUAAGUACCGCCUAA
This is a messenger RNA of Sitodiplosis mosellana (orange wheat blossom midge), 3825 nucleotides long. RefSeq lists its product as uncharacterized. Gene Ontology annotation, biological process: proteolysis. Gene Ontology annotation, molecular function: metallocarboxypeptidase activity; zinc ion binding. The transcript has 10 exons. Lineage: Eukaryota; Metazoa; Arthropoda; Insecta; Diptera; Cecidomyiidae. The record is from RefSeq and is a predicted model, not a curated record. Bases 154 to 3615 code for a protein of 1153 amino acids.